This is a messenger RNA of Cottoperca gobio, 1519 nucleotides long. RefSeq names its product protein FAM92B-like. NCBI's taxonomy places the organism in Eukaryota, Metazoa, Chordata, Actinopteri, Perciformes, Bovichtidae. The record is from RefSeq and is a predicted model, not a curated record. The transcript has 9 exons. Gene Ontology annotation, biological process: cilium assembly. The coding region runs from base 15 to 1217 and encodes 400 amino acids. Gene Ontology annotation, cellular component: ciliary basal body; ciliary transition zone.
UCCAGGUGGAGCAGAUGCAUCAACACAGAGAUCAAGGUGAGAAUCAGCCGAGGCAAACAGAGCAGAGGAGCUGCAAGGAGGACACCAGAGCAAACAUGAACAGCCUCUUCUCCAGGGAUGUCCAGGUGAAGAGCAUGGAGCAGACGGUGAAAGACGCUGAGAAGUACCUGGGGGAGAUCUGCUCCCUGCUGGCCUCCUACACCAGGAAGACAGCCAAGCUCAGAGACAAGGCAGACCUGCUGGUGGCUCAGCUCUUUGACUUCUCCAGCAGGGAGGACCCCGAGCUCCAGAUCGGCCUGAAGAACCUGGCUGAAGACCUGGCCAUGGUGCAGGACUACAGGCAGGCUCAGGUAGUAGUGAUGCAGCCAUGUUCUCUUCACCAAACUCAUAUGGUUGAUGUCAUGAUGAGCGCUUUAUUGUUGCAGGUAGAGAGACUGGAGACGAGAGUUGUUGCUCCUCUUAAAGCCUACGGAGAAGUAGUGAAGAAUAAAAGGGCAGAUCUGAAGAAGUUCAGCACUGAUGUGAACAGAGAGCUGAAGGAGGUGCAGAAACUGGAGAAGGUCCGACUGAGGAACCCGGCAGACCGACAGAGCAUCUCUCAGGCUGAAGUAAACGCUUCGAAGGCUUCCAACAACGCCCAGCGCAGCAUCAGACAACUGGAGGAGAGCAUCACAGACUUCCAGAAACAGAAACUGGAGGAUAUCAAAAGGAUUUUCACAGACUUCAUCACAGUGGAGAUGCUCUUCCAUGCUAAAGCCCUGGAGAUCUUUGCGCACACAUGCCACAACCUGGAGGAGAUGGACACUGGAAAGGAUCUGGAGUUGUUCAAUGGACGGAUCAAGAUGUCUAACUCUCUGGCUGGGCGCCUGGACACCACUCUGACCAGCAACUCUUCCCCUCUCAUGAGUCGCUACCCUACUCCUCCUCUGGCCUCCCCCAAAGGCCAAAGCUUCAGGUCAACACUGGUGUCUACUACAGGCCACAGACAACAACGCAGCCAGUACCCGGACACAGUGAGGAGGCAGUCACGCAGCACCUUACAACGCCAGAGAGGCGUGGAGGAGGAGGAGGAGGAGGAGGGAGAAGAAGAGGAUGAAGAAGAAGAUGAUGAUGAUGAAGGAGAGGAGAUUUAUGAAUCAGAGACAGAAGAGGGUCAGCACUCCAGCAGGCAAUCUUAUGCUGCUCAAUAUGCUCAGAUGCACAGAUGGAAAAAGUAAAAGCCUGUGCGUGGAAACAUACACACGUACACAUUUACUCAGAACGUAACAUUUGUCUUUAAAGUAAAACAUCUACAUCUCGUCUUUGUAGGGAUGAAAGCCAGCAAUCUUUUGACUGAAGCUUUUAAUUCACACUCAGUCCAAAGAAACAUCAGGAUUUCUUCUAUUGGCUCCAAUCCCAUGUUUAAUAUCUUAGCAUGAGACUCUGAUGUGAUACUGACAGCAAUGCGUUGUUAUAUUUUAUAAUGUAGACCUUCAAAAUAUAUAUUUACCCAAAUGCUUAUUUUGUAUUUUUUUUGUUG